Lactuca saligna is the source of this 1197-nucleotide messenger RNA. NCBI's taxonomy places the organism in Eukaryota, Viridiplantae, Streptophyta, Magnoliopsida, Asterales, Asteraceae. The record is from the annotation of a GenBank genome assembly.
AUGACGAGCCUUUCUGACUUGAAGACUGAUGGUAUUGGAGGCCCGCUACAAGUUAGAAUACUGCGAAAAUGGAAACAUGAUGUCCGGCGAUACGAGACUUGGUAUCUUGCUGUCGAUAGAUUUGUAAGUAGUCACCAGAAAAGAUUACAACAAAAUCAGGCAGAUGCUAUACAAAUUCUUGGACAACGAACAAAUCAGAGUUACAUUGAGUCUGUCCUCCAUGUUUCACAGUGUUACACCAUAUCAGAUUAUAGUUGUCCUCAAUUAGAUAACUAUCAAAAAUUCCUUGAAAAUGAGUUCUACAUCGAUGUUGGCCUCAAGUCCAUCAUACAACCAAUUCGAGAGACAACAACAAUACCCAAAACCUGGUUUCGGUUCGUAUCAAAAUCACAUCUCAUAGACCUCGGAGAAAGACCACCAUACUAUCCAGGAGUAUUACGUUAUGGUUCAUCACAUGCUACACAUAUCUAUGUGAAUCCGGACAUACCAGAAACAACAGCACUCAUUAAUCUAUUUACAGGACCUUCAAGACCAGCACCACCACUAUCAGGAACACCAUCAACCGUAUAUGACAUGAAGAAAAAAAACAAAUCUGAUCUUCUGGAUAAAACAUUCAUCGUACAGGCUUCAAUCAAAGAAUUUCACUAUCAAAACAGUUGGUUCCAAACAAUAUGUCCAAUAUGUAAAGAUCACAUCUUCAAAAGAGGUGAAAGCUGGUACUGCAGUGCACAUGGACUAAUCGAAAAGCCCACUUACAUAUACAAAUUAACAGUAACCAUCACUGAUGCUACGGAUACGAUAUCAGCACUAAUAUCCGAGACAUCAUGUCGGAAACUGUUAAAGUCAUCACUUGAGAACUUUAUAUCCAAUAACCCACACAUAAACAGAAACACCCUACCUCCGAUCAUCACUGACCACAAGGAACAAACAAAAAAGAUGUCGAUCCAAAUGCUUAGAGCAUCAACCCUCAACAAUAUACGCUUCAUAAUAAUAGAUAUUGAAGAGGCAACAACCAGGGCUCAAACGUCUGUGCCAGGAACACCAGCUCAACCACAAAUGACAAGAAUGCGACCAACUGACACAACACCAGAGCCAUCAACACCUGUUGAACAUGUUGUGCAUACUCUCACCUACGAUCCCCAAGAAUCUGCACCAAGAAAAAAUGCAAAGCGGACACUCAAACAGCAGACAUCAUAG